This is a messenger RNA of Nerophis ophidion (straightnose pipefish), 7163 nucleotides long. RefSeq names its product myelin transcription factor 1-like. Gene Ontology annotation, biological process: regulation of transcription by RNA polymerase II. NCBI's taxonomy places the organism in Eukaryota, Metazoa, Chordata, Actinopteri, Syngnathiformes, Syngnathidae. Gene Ontology annotation, molecular function: DNA-binding transcription factor activity, RNA polymerase II-specific; RNA polymerase II cis-regulatory region sequence-specific DNA binding; zinc ion binding. Bases 323 to 3856 code for a protein of 1177 amino acids. The record is from RefSeq and is a predicted model, not a curated record. Gene Ontology annotation, cellular component: nucleus. The transcript is spliced from 23 exons.
GAGGAGCCCCACACGCCGCCGGCGCCGCUUGUGUCACCGUCGAGGCCGCCGCGCUCCCUCCGCACAUCUGCACCGGGAUAGCAGGGAGGGGGGGGGGGGACCAAACCAUCUUUUAAAAACACUCUCCCGGAUAUUUACCUCGCUGUUUUUGACCCCCCCACGUCACUAAGACAACUUCCUCGUUGCCGAACGAGGACGCGGCGUCGUUGACUUAUCAGAAAAUGAGUUUCGGGGCGAGCUGGUGAACCAGCGGUGGACACGAGGCGAGAGGACCAGCAGCCGCUGUCAGGCCUCCCUGAGACUGCAGAGCCGUCGAGCAAUCAUGAUGAGUGUAGAAAAUGACGACAAGCGGACUCGCACUCGCUCUAAAGGAAUCCGAGUUCCCAGCGAUCUGGUUGGACAGGAGCUGAGCUGCCCCACGCCUGGAUGCAAUGGCUGCGGUCAUAUCAGUGGCAGAUACUCGCGACACAGAAGCAUUCUGGGCUGCCCCGUCGCCAGAAAGCGCCGCCUGGAGGAGGCGGAGUCGGGACAGGAGCAGGAAGAGGAGCGCUCGGCGUCCAAGAGAAAGUCCCACCCCCUGAAACUGGCCCUGGACGAGGGCUUCAGCGCGGAAAGCGACGCCAGCAGCGAGGCCGACGGAGACGGCGAGAGGGAUGGAGAGAGCAAGGAGGACGAGGAGGAGAAGAAGACCGAGGAAGACCUGACCCCUGGAGAGGAAGAGGAGACGCAGAGUGGACAAGAAGAAGAAGAAACACAGAAGGACACAGUUGUCGCAGCAGAAGAAGACGAGUGUGUCAUCAUCGAGGCGAGGCAGGAAUGUCCCUCGCCCUCCCAGAACGCGGAAGAAGUGGCCAACUCUCUCCUCCACCUCGGCCGAGUGCCCGCCAGCGACGACGGCGCUCCAGCUGCGGCUGUUGCCAUGGAGACUGGGGGGGAUGUCACACUGGCUGCCGAAGAGGGCGAAAAGGUAGACGGGGAGCAAGACGGAGACAUGGCCUACACGGAGGAAGCAGAAGUAGGUCAGGAGAUGGAAGAGGAGGACGCGGGACAGCCUGACCGGGUCCACCAGGAUCCCGCGGCGGACCAAGACCAGGAGACGGCAACGCGGCACAUGUCGCUGACUCCGGAAGAGGACGAAGACGAGGACGUGAAGGAGUCAACUGCCGUCUGCACCAUCACCAGCAUCACAGCAGCUCAGGGAACAAACAUGAAGACCGAAGUCCCCAGGGUCUACAAGGCCCACCAGGACUACAGCCUGACUGGGACCAGUCCGCUGGGCGCGCUCCACAACUACAAGGCCAGCCCACUUCUGAAGUACAUCUCCCACAUGGUCAGUCCGCUGGAGGACUACUCGCCCAACGGCAACUUCCACAUCCACAAGAUGUCUCCUACCGCCUCCCCCGACAUCAUCGAGGUCCACUCCGACAAGUCCGAGGACAAGGACCUGGAGCUAGACCAGGGCGACGACGAUGAGGACAGCCUGUCCCAGCGCUCCGCCGUCACCGACGAGUCGGAGAUGUUCGACAUGACCCGAGGAAACCUGGGCCUCCUGGAACAAGCCAUCGCCCUCAAGGCGGAGCAGGUGAAGCCCGGCGGGCCCAGGGAGCUCCUGGGUGUGUCCGACAUCCAGCAUCAGAGGUACUUCACCUUGGAGGACCGGCCCAAGCACCUGGACGUCAUCAGGAAGAGCUACUUCAAAGAGAGCAGUCGGCCGGAGAAGCGGGAGAUCAAGUGUCCCACUCCGGGGUGUGACGGGACAGGUCACGUGACCGGCCUCUACCCCCACCAUCGCAGCCUGUCAGGGUGUCCCCACAAGGACAGGAUCCCCCCUGAAAUUCUGGCCAUGCAUGAGAAUGUGCUGAAGUGUCCGACUCCUGGCUGCACCGGCCAGGGUCAUGUCAACAGCAACCGCAACACACACCGCAGCCUUUCGGGAUGCCCCAUUGCGGCGGCCGAGAAGCUGUCCAAGAAUCACGACAAGCAGCUGUCCCUGCCCGCCGGUGACCUUCUCAAAGGAAGCCCCAAUGACCGCGUGCUCAGGCCCAUGUGCUUCGUGAAGCAGCUGGAGGUGCCGCAGUACGGCUACCGGCCCAACGUGGCGCCCAGCACGCCCCGCGCCAACCUGGCCAAGGAGCUGGAGAAAUAUUCCAAGGGGUCCUUCGACUACGCCAGCUUUGACGCCCAGGUGUUCGGGAAACGCAUGCUUGCGCCAAAGAUGGCCGCUAGCGAAACCUCACCCAAAGCCUUCAAAACGAAGCCGCCGCAGUUCCCCAAGUCGUCCUCGCCCGGCCUCACCCUCCACGGCUACGGCAAACCCUCCCCCGUGGCCUACGACUACUCCCACGAGGCCGAGGCCGCGCACAUGGCCGCCACCGCCAUCCUCAACCUGUCCACGCGCUGCUGGGAGAAGCCCGAGAACCUCAGCACCAAGGGCCCAACCAAGGAAAUGGACAUCGAGGUGGAUGAGAACGGCACCUUGGACCUGAGCAUGAAGAAGCCCAUCAAACACGAAGGCAGCCUGUCUGGCACCAGCCCGGGCGUCCGCUCGCCGGACCCUUCCUCCUCUUCCUCCUCCUCCUCCUCCUCCUCUUCGUCCUCGCUGCAUCACGGCGGGAGCAGCGGGAUGACAUCACCCAACCUCCUGGGCUACAAGCAGGAGUGGGAGGGGCCUCUGGACUUCACCAAACACAACCGGCAGAGGGAGGAGGAAAUGGACGAGAUGGACCACGGCGGACAGUCCUACCUGUCCUCCGACCCCGAAGACAGCGACUUGAUGCAGGACGGCGUGGAGGACAGGAAGUACCCCGGCGAGGUCACCACCCCAAACUUCAAGAUAAAGUUCCUGCCCAAGGACCCCAAGAAGGAGCUGCUGUCGUGUCCCACACCUGGCUGCGACGGCAGCGGUCACAUCACGGGGAACUACGCGUCUCACCGCAGUCUGUCUGGGUGUCCUCUCGCCGAUAAGAGCCUCCGGUCCCUCAUGGCGGCCCACACCCCUGAACUCAAAUGUCCCACCCCCGGAUGUGACGGCUCAGGUCACAUCACAGGAAACUACGCCUCUCACAGAAGUCUCUCUGGGUGCCCGCGUGCCAAGAAAAGUGGAAUUAAAACUCCUACCAAGGACAACCAGGAGGACUCGGAGCUUUUAAAAUGUCCGGUGCCGGGCUGCGACAGUCUGGGACACAUCAGCGGCAAGUACGCCACGCACCGCAGCGCCUACGGCUGCCCGCUGGCGGCCCGCAGGCAGAAGGAGGGUCUCCUCAACGGGACCCCCUUCAACUGGAAGGCCUUCAAGACCGAAGGACCCACAUGUCCCACGCCGGGAUGCGACGGCUCGGGACACGCCAACGGCAGCUUCCUCACGCAUCGCAGCCUCUCAGGAUGCCCCAGAGCUUUGUAUGCCAAGAAGAAAGCCAAGUUUCCCUCAGAAGAAUAUCUGACCACCAAGUUCCGGGCCAGUGAUGUUCUCGACAGCGACGAGGACAUCAAGCAGCUGAACAAAGAAAUCAGCGACCUCAACGAGUCCAACAACGAGAUGGAGGCUGACAUGGUCAACCUGCAGACUCAGAUCACCUCGAUGGAGAAGAACCUGAUGAACAUCGAGCAUGAGAACAAGAUGAUCGAGGAGCAGAACCAGGCUCUCUUCAUGGAGCUGUCCGGGCUCAGUCGGGCUCUCAUCCGCAGCCUGGCCAACAUACGCCUGCCACACAUGCAGGAGCCGAUCACGGAGCAGAACCUGGACAGCUACGUGAGCACCCUGACCAACAUGUACACCAACAAGGACUGCUUCCAGAGCCCCGAGAACAAGGCCCUGCUGGAGAGCAUCAACAAAGCUGUGAAGGGCAUCAAAGUCUGAGGUGCCCGGACGGGGUCGAAGGGGCCGUCGGCGUUCACACGCGUUGUGAUUCGGCAGCAACAACAACAACAACAACAACAACAAAAGGGAAUUCAGGUUAUUUUAAUAAACACAACCCAGGGAGCAAAUCUGCGUGAAGAAAAAGUGACGAGGACCAAAACCCCAUCAUGCUGCUUCUGGGAUCAGACGGAGGACGGCGCACCGGGACGGGAAGAUUGGUUCUGUAGCAUCCCCCCUCCCCCCCUCCCCCCAACACACACACACACACACACACACACACACACACACACACCAGCAAUACGACGCAUGCACUGACCGGAAUGUUCUAAGGGAAGCAAAGCGGCGAGCUGAUCCAGGACCAGCGCAGGUUGUGUCCAUGUUGGGGGAAAAAAACAAAAAAAACGACAACUUUGUGUUUGUAUUUAUUUUUUUAAAGUCACGGUGUGCUGACAUCAAAGCAUUUCUAUCAUAUUUCUUGUUAUAUAUGAAUUAUUUGUCAAAUUCUAACUUAUUGACAUUUAUGUUAUUGAGGUUUAUUUAUUUGAAUCAAUUUAUUUAUUGACUUUGUAACACUAAAAAAAAAAAAAAAAAAAAAAAAAAAUUAAGCAUCUUUACUGAUUAAUAUGGAAGGCGUCCAUAUUUUGAGAAUCUAUAUUGAUAACCGUCGAGGCUUAUCUUUCUUUUGGAGUACUGUACUUUUUCAAACAAAUGUUUUAUAACAGAAAACAAAAAUUGGGGGAUUUUAUUUCUUUCUUGUUCGUUUUUUCUUAUUUUUUGUUGGUUUACACUACUGAAAAAAAAAGUCAAAGUAUGUAUUUAUUAUUUAUUUAAUAUGAAAGAAAUUGACUGACGGCUGUGUAUUUAUUUUGUUAUUUAUGUGCGUGACGAUGAGAAGUGAGCGAGUAGUCCACUGCUAACAUGGAAAUAAAGAACUCGGCAUGGAUAUUGUUUGAUGACUUAGAUUACUGUAAACGGACUUAUGUUCAUUACUAUACGCAUACUUAUGUUCUUUACUGUACACAGUUUUGUUCAUUACUUAACACAGACUUAUGUUCAUUUCUGUACGCAAUUAUGUUCAUUACUGUACACAGUUAUGUUCAUUACUGUGCACUUAUGUUCAUUACUGUACACAGACUUAUGUCCAUUACUGUACACAUACUUAUGUUCUUUACUGUACACAGUUUUGUUCAUUACUGUACACCGACUUAUGUUCAUUACUGUACAGUUAUAUUCAUUACUGUACACAGUUUUGUUCAUUACUGUACACAGACUUAUGUUCUUUACUGUACACAGUUUUGUUCAUUACUGUACACGGACUUAUGUUCAUUUCUGUACGCAGUUAUGUUCAUUACUGUACACAGGGGUUACAUUCAUUACUGUAAACAAUUAUGUUCAUUACUGUACAGAGACCAAUGUUCAUUAAUGUACACAGUCGUGGCCAUUACUGUACACCAACUUAUGCUCAUUACUGUACACAGUUAUGUUCAUUAAUGUACACACUUAUGUUCAUUAAUGUACACAGUUAUGUUCAUUAAUGUACACACUUAUGUUCAUUAAUGUACGUAGUUAUGUUCAUUACUGUACACAUAGUUAUGUUCAUUGCGGUACACAGAUUUAUGUUCAUUACUGUACACAGACUUAUGUUCAUUACUGUACACAGACUUAUGUUCAUUACUGUACUCAGAUAUGUUCAUUACUGUACAGUUAUUUAUGUUCAUUACUGUACACUGUUAUGUUCAUUACUGUACACAGUUAUGUUCAUGACUGUACACAGACUUAUGUUCAUUACUGUACACAGUUAUGUUCAUGACUGUACACAGACUUAUGUUCAUUACUGUCCACAGUUAUGUUCAUGACUGUACACAGACGUAUGUUCAUUACUGUACACUAAUGUAUGUUUAUUACUGUACACAGAUUUAUGUUCAUUACUGUGCACAAACUUCUGUUCACUACUGUACGCAAACUUAUGUUCAUCACUGUACACAGAGUAAUGUUCAUUACUGUACACAGUUAUGUUCAUGUUUGUACAGUUAUGUUCAUUAAUGCACACAGACUUAUGUUCAUUAUUCCACACAGUUAUGUUCAUUAAUGCACUAAGACUUAUGUUGAUUACUGUACACAGACUUAUGUUCAUUACUGUACACAGUUAUGUUCAUUUUUGUACAUAGUUAUGUUCAUUAGUAUACACACUUAUGUUCAUUAUUGGACACGGUAAUGUUCAUUAAUGCACUUAGACUUAUGUUCAUUAAUGUACGCAGUUAUGUUCAUUACUGUACACAGACUUAUGUUCAUAACUACGCAGACGUAUGUUCAUACACAUAGUUUUGUUCACUACUGUACCCACUUACAUUCAUUACUGUACAUAUAAUUGUGUUCAUUACUGUACACGGUUAUGUCCAUUACUGUAUACAGACUUAUGUUCAUUAAUGUACACAGUCAUGUUCAUUACUGUACAGUUAUGUUCAUUACUGUACACAGACCUAUGUUCAUUACUGUAAACUGUUAUGUUCAUUACUGUACACAGACUUAUGUUCAUUACUGUAUAGUUAUGUUCAUGACUGUACUUGGUUACUUUGAUUACUGUACACAGACCUAUGUUCAUAACUGUAAACAGUUAUGAACAUUACUGUACACAGACUUAUGUUCGUUAAUGUACACAGUCAUGUUCAUUACUGUACAUAGACCUAUGUUUACUACUGUACACAGACCUAUGUUCAUUACUGUAAACUGUUAUGUUCAUUGCUGUACACAGACUUAUGUUCAUUACUGUAUAGUUAUGUUCAUGACUGUACUUGGUUACUUUGAUUACUGUACACAGACCUAUGUUCAUAACUGUAAACAGUUAAGUUCAUUACUGUACACAGACUUAUGUUCAUUAAUGUACACAGUCAUGUGCAUUACUGUACACAGACUUAUGUUCAUUACUGUAAACAGUUAUGUUCAUUACUGUACAGUAAUGUUCAUUACUGUACACAGACUUAUGUUCAUUACUGUCCAGUUAUGUUCAUGAAUGUACUUGGUUACUUUGAUUACUGUACACAUACCUAUGUUCAUAACUGUAAACUGUUAUGUUCAUUACUGUACAGUUAUGUUCAUUACUGUACACAGACUUAUGUUCAUUAAUGUACACAGUCAUGUUCAUUACUGUACAUAGACCUAUGUUUAUUAUUGUACACAGACUUAUGUUCAUUACUGCAAACAGUUAUGUUCAUUACUGUACAGUUAUAUUCAUGACUGUACACAGACUUAUGUUCAUUACUGUACAAUUAUGUUCAUGACUGUACUUGGUUACUUUGAUUACUGUACA